Plasmopara halstedii is the source of this 1242-nucleotide messenger RNA. Its product is annotated as camk protein kinase. Lineage: Eukaryota; Oomycota; Peronosporomycetes; Peronosporales; Peronosporaceae. Gene Ontology annotation, biological process: protein phosphorylation. Gene Ontology annotation, molecular function: protein kinase activity; ATP binding. The coding region runs from base 1 to 1242 and encodes 413 amino acids. The transcript has a single exon. The record is from RefSeq and is a predicted model, not a curated record.
AUGGGGGCCGCUAUGAUAAAGAGCUGCUUUGCUGGUGGGCCCGUAGAGGACCCCCACCGCCACUAUCACCACUAUACGCGCUCGUUGGCUAACACCAUGCCUCCCUCUCUCACGCCACCUGAUGCGCACAAACGUCUUGGAAAUCGCCUUUUUGCUACUGAUGUUGAGGUGCCUGUGAAGAAGCACUUGACCCGUCGCGCAGUAAAUUUACCACAGACUGCCGUGCGUCUGCAGCAGCUCGACCAGGACAUUUCUAAGCUGAGAAAAAGUCUCGCCAGCUCUAUCUCAUCUGAUGCUACCACUAUGUCCGAAAGCUCUUUUGUGGCUAUGUCGCCUCCGCAAGAAAUUGACUCCAUGCGCGGCUACUAUCCGAUGAGCCGCACCUCGACAGCAAAAUUUCGUGCGCUUUUACCGGAUAAUUACGUGCUUGAAUGCGUUGCUGGUAAAGGAACGACCUGUAUAUGUUUCAAAUCUGUGCGCAAAAGUGACGGACGCCGUUUCGCCUGCAAAAUUAUCGAAAAGAGGACUCUGGCUCCAUCUUCUCGAAAAAGAAUGGAAGUUGCUGCUCAACUACGUCGUGAGGUGGACGUGCUGCGGCGUGUUGACCAUCCGCACAUUACUAAACUCGAAGAGUUUUUCGAAGAUGACAACUACUUGAUUCUUAUCAUGGAACUUAUGGAAGGCGGUGAGCUGUUUGACGCCAUUAUAGAAAAAGGGCGCUUUUCCGAAAAAGAAGCUGUUCAUGUGGCCCGCAGUAUCCUAUCUGCUAUUCACCACAUGCACGAUCGUGGUAUCAUGCACCGUGAUCUCAAGCCGGAAAACAUGUUGCUUACACAAAAUGAAAAGCACCACGGUGUGGCUUAUAUGCUGAAUGUAAAAGUCAUUGACUUUGGUUUUGCCAAGAUUUUAAAAGACGGUGCAAGAUCUAUAUCGUUUUUGGGUACGGGAGGCUAUUUGGCUCCUGAGAUUCUGCUAAGACAAGCAUACGGCACUUCAGUUGACAUGUGGUCAUUUGGAGUGCUGACAUACUUGUUGCUCUGUGGUCGACUACCUUUUCCAGCUAUUACCAAGCUACGUCGAGAUCAAAGGAUCCAGUCUCUUUACAAACUCACGUUUCCCAGAAAAUACUGGCAUGGAGUAAGCCCCGUUGCUAUCGACUUUCUUCGACGUGUGCUUGUACUUGAUCCAUAUAAGCGAAUGACUGCUGACGAAGCACUAAAUCAUGCAUGGAUUCAGGGUUAG